AUGAAUUUGGAUUCUUGGAAAAAAUCGUGCGAAUUGAAUGAUUUGACUCGGAAAUCAGGUCUUGAAUGGAAUUUCGAUCAUCGAAAAGGCGAUGUGUUUGUACGUUUCAUGGACGGUGCUCGUACCAAUGUCGCGUACAAUUGCUUGGAACGUAACAUUGCACGAGGAUAUGGCUCUCGAAUUGCAUACUUGUGGGAGGGCAAUGAGCCGUCUGAUAGCUCAUCGAUAACCUAUCAAGAGCUACUUGAUCGUGUUAUCACAUUUUCGGCCGUUCUUCGAUCUCAUGGUGUUCGCAAGGGCGAUGUGGUUGGAAUCUAUCUGCCGAUGAUUGUCGAGUUGCCGAUCGCGAUGUUGGCGUGUGCCCGCAUCGGUGCCGUUCACUCGGUUGUAUUCGCCGGCUUCAGUGCCGACUCGCUAUCGUCUCGUCUCAUCCACGCCAAUUCUCGUCUUCUCAUCACCUGCGAUGCUUUCUUCCGCGGCAAGAAACUCAUUCCCAUCAAGCACAUUGCCAAUGCUGCCGUUGCAGCGUGUUCCAAAGAGGGUAGUGAAGUGGAUAAAGUGAUUGUUGUACGUCAUUUGGAUCGUGUGCAUCGCGCAAACGGUGUAAACAUUCCGAAAAUUGAGUACGACGAGAGUAGAGAUGUGUUUUAUGAUGAGGAGAUGGAGCGUUGUAAGGGUGUUGAGUCGCCGGUUGAGUGGAAUGAAGCUGAAGAUCCUCUGUUCAUUCUGUAUACCUCGGGAUCAACCGGCAAACCAAAGGGUGUGGUGCACACAACGGCUGGUUAUAUGACUUACGCUUACGCUACAACUAAAUACGUCUUUGAUACUCAUCCUGACAGUGACAUUUAUUGGUGUACAGCAGAUUGUGGAUGGAUCACGGGCCAUUCAUAUUUGGUAUACGGUCCAUUAACGAACGGUUUAACAUCGAUUAUUUUCGAGGGUAUUCCCACCUAUCCAACCCCAUCACGAAUGUGGCAAGUGGUCGAGAAAUAUAAGGUGACAACACUCUAUACGGCACCAACUGCAGUCAGAGCGCUGAUGGCAUUCGGCGAUCAGUAUGUGCGCUGUUGCGAUCGAUCGUCGUUGAGAAUUCUUGGUUCGGUGGGUGAACCGAUCAAUCCGGCUGCAUGGCGUUGGUUCAGAAAUUGCAUCAAACGUGCUUGGCCGGGUAUAUGUCGUACGGUGUUCGGUGAUCACUCACGUUAUGUGUCCACCUAUUUCUCUUCAUUCCCAGGCUUCUUCUUCUCUGGUGAUGGUGCACGUCGUGAUGAUGAUGGCUACCUGUGGAUCACUGGUCGUGUCGAUGACUUGAUGAAUGUUUCGGGUCAUCUCCUAUCAACGGCUGAGAUAGAGUCAGCGUUGGUGUCCGAUGACGAUGUGGUUGAGGCAGCUGUGGUGGCAGCACCACACGAUAUCAAAGGCAGUUUCCCGUACGCCUUCGUUUCGCUCAGAAAUGGUGUUCAAUUGACCGACGAGAAAGUGAACAAUCUCAAGCAGUUGGUACGUCGUGUGAUUGGAGCGAUCGCCGUUCCGGACGUCAUCCAAGAGGCUCCCGGACUGCCGAAAACACGUUCCGGCAAGGUAACUCGUCGCAUUCUACGUAAGAUAGCCGAGGGAGAUCAAGGCGCGGAUUUGGGUGACACGACGACUCUACUUGAUGAAUCGGUGAUCAGUCACCUCUGGACUGGACGUAUGUCGAUGCGUACCGGAUAG
Molecule: messenger RNA, 1713 nt
Organism: Anisakis simplex (herring worm)
Lineage: Eukaryota; Metazoa; Nematoda; Chromadorea; Rhabditida; Anisakidae
Source: the annotation of a GenBank genome assembly